UUCCUUCUUUAACAGAAGCAAUAUCCCAAGUACGUGGAGAAGAAAGUCGCAGGGGUAUUAUGUUAGAGCUACCUUCAAUAGAAAAUUCAGCCCUUUUAAGUUCCAAAUCUCAGCGGUUGGUACUGAACAAGGUUGCUGCGGACAAGACCAAUCAAACAAGUGGGCAAAAGAAUCGCGAGGAGUUGUGGUGCACAUACUGCAAGAAACCACGACACACCAUAGAUCAAUGCUGGAAACUACAUGGGAAACCACCCACUCGUGAAUGGGGACAAAAAGGUGGCCAGCAAAGGCAGGCUCAUAUGUCGGUUCAAGAUCCAACUCAAGUGAUUGGAGGGUUUAGUAUGGAGGAAAUUGAGAAGCUUAAAAGUAUGUUAGAGACAGUUGACAAACCAGCAACUAACAAUUCUCAAUCAAGGAAUCCGGGUAUGUGUUCAUUGACACUUUCAGGACCGGGGCUCGGGGAAGAGGAUUGGACUAGCUAAGGAGCAUGAUGGACUCUAUUACUUGGAUACAUCAAGUCAACCAGAAUUUAGUAAAUCUGCCCUGUCCACAUUGUCUUCACCCUCCAAUAAAGAUGUCAUCUGGUUACAUCAUAGACGUCUAGGUCAUGUGUCUUUUUCUGCAUUAAAAAUAAUGUUUCCUUCCUUGUUCAAGGGAUUUGAUGUUCAGUCUUUUCAUUGUGAUAUUUGCGAGUAUGCUAAACACACUCGUGUCCCAUUUCCUAUCAGUAAUAAACGAUCGUCUUCUCCUUUCUUUUUAA
Messenger RNA from Coffea eugenioides, 760 nucleotides. RefSeq lists its product as uncharacterized. The record is from RefSeq and is a predicted model, not a curated record. NCBI's taxonomy places the organism in Eukaryota, Viridiplantae, Streptophyta, Magnoliopsida, Gentianales, Rubiaceae. The transcript is spliced from 2 exons. Bases 60 to 482 code for a protein of 140 amino acids.